Molecule: messenger RNA, 816 nt
Organism: Didymodactylos carnosus
Lineage: Eukaryota; Metazoa; Rotifera; Eurotatoria; Philodinida; Philodinidae
Source: the annotation of a GenBank genome assembly
AUGGCACCUCCUUUGGAUCCAAACAGUCGAUUACCAGAUAAUUUGAAAAUGACAGAUCGCGGCGAAGAUUUCAUCUUAUACGAGGACGACAAAAUGAUCAUUUUCACGACGAAAACCAAUUUAUCCGUGUUGAAAAGUUUCAAACAUUGGUUCGCUGAUGGCACGUUCAAAGUGUGUCCGGACGAUUUUUACCAAUUAUUCACGUUACACGCGUUAAUGACGCCGCUCAUGAUUCCACUCGUUUAUGGUCUAUUGAUCGACAAAAGUGCUGCCGAUUAUAACAAGUUUUUCGAAAAAAUUCUCGACGAGGACAAUUUCGAUCCGGAAUCAAUCUUGACAGAUUUCGAAACAGGUACAAUUAAAUUGAUUAAAGAAAUGUUCCCCAAUGUGUUACACAAAGGAUGUCUGUUCCACUUCGGUCAAUGCGUUUGGCGUCAAAUCCAAACAAGGGGCUUAUCCACGAAAUAUAAAGAUGAUGAGGAUUUUUGCUGGAGUGUGAAAAAUUUUCUUGCCCUAGCCUUUCUUCCACUUGUCAAAGGGUUGGAUUUGGUUGCUGGAGAAUUCGACGACGAUGCUGAUGGUUUUGUCGAAUAUUUCGAAAAAGUGUGGAUCGAGGAUAGGAAAAAAAGAGGAAACGGACGAACGAAGCCACAGUUUGAGCACGACUUAUGGAAUGUUUAUGAACGUGUCGUAAAUGACGUUCCUCACCCGAUCAAUUCGAUUGAAGGUUGGCGCAGUGCAUUUGCUACUCGUGUGUCGAUCACUCAUCCCGCGAUCGCCAAAUUAGCCGAAGAAAGCGUGCUACAGAAAGCUUGA